Lycium barbarum (goji berry) is the source of this 2131-nucleotide messenger RNA. Its product is annotated as transcription termination factor MTERF5, chloroplastic. The record is from RefSeq and is a predicted model, not a curated record. Gene Ontology annotation, molecular function: double-stranded DNA binding. Lineage: Eukaryota; Viridiplantae; Streptophyta; Magnoliopsida; Solanales; Solanaceae. The transcript has 4 exons. The coding region runs from base 172 to 1629 and encodes 485 amino acids. Gene Ontology annotation, biological process: regulation of DNA-templated transcription.
AAAGAUUGUGUUUAGCACUAGAGAACAAACCCACAUCUGCGCCUGCGGUCCAAAAGCCUCCUCUUCAAAUACACCCAACAUACCCAAUUCACCAUUUUAACUUCACCUUCUUUGUUUAAUCAAUGCUUCACACUAGUUUUCACAGUAACAACACCAUUGAGCAACUGCAAAAUGAUAUCUUUCAUGCAAAUACGAACCCCAAACCCAAAGCUUUCCUUUCUUUCAAGAACAUCAAGAAUACCCCUUUAUCGGAUUGAACUGUCGUUUCCUCAGAAGGUUUUCUUUUGCCAAGCGAAGUAUUCUGAAUCUGAGAUAGACGGAUCUUUUAACUUAAGGGUGGUUUCCCCAACCCUUGUAGCUGCUGAAAAGGAAGAAGCAAAGGCUGUCUUGACCUUGUUUCUGAAGAAACAAGGUUUAAGCAACGCUCUUGCAGCAAGAGCUAUCAACAGAUCAGAAUCCUUUAUUGAUCACCUUGUCUCUCGGCUGCAUUCUGUUCACAAGUCUCGCUACCUCGUAGGACGAGAACUAACAACUCUUGAGAUUAGGGAUGCUCUAAUCCCAUACCUUGAGGCUCUCCACGAGGAAUAUGGAAGCAUUCUGGUGGACGUUGUGGAGAGCUUCCCGAACCCACCUGUUGUGGAGAAAAUAGAAGAAGCUGUAGUUGAAAAAGUACCUCUUCCUGUUACACCAGCUUCACCUCCUAGUGCUGUCCUCGACUCCAAGAAGCUGAAGGCUCUGGCACGAGUGACUGACGUAGGACCCAAUGGAAAGUUUCCCCCUCAUAUUUUGUACCUUGUUGACCUAGGCAUGGACAUUGAAACGAUUAGAGUAAUCACACGCAAGUUCCCCGCUUUUGCCUACUAUAGUCUUGAGGGAAAAAUCAAACCAGUAGUUGAAUUUCUCCUUGAUCUUGGAGUGCCAAGAUCGCAGAUCCCAACCAUUCUCACUAAAAGGCCUCAACUUUGUGGAAUUAGUCUCUCAGAGAAUUUAAUUCCAACAAUGGCAUUUUUGGAAGAAUUGGGGGUUGAUAAAGAACAGUGGGCUAAAGUAAUCUACCGUUUUCCCGCACUUCUCACUUACAGUAGACCUAAAUUGAGAGCAACAGUGGACUUCCUUUAUGAAAUGGGUCUAUCUGCUGAGAGUGUGAGCAAAGUUCUAACCAGAUGUCCAAACAUCAUAAGUUAUAGCGUGGAGGACAAGCUACGACCUGCAACUGAGUAUUUCCGUUCAAUGGGAGUGGAUGUUGGAGUUCUUCUUUACCGAUGCCCUCAAACUUUUGGUCUUAGUAUUGAGGCUAACAUUAAACCUGUCACCGAAUUCUUCAAGGAUAAGGGAUUCAGUAUGGUGGAAGUUUCCACAAUGGUGUCAAGAUACGGUGCUCUAUAUACUUUUAGCUUGGCUAAGUUGGUACUAAAAUGGAAGUUCUUUUUGACCAUGGAUUAUCCAAAAGCAGAACUGGUCAAGUUUCCUCAGUAUUUUGGUUAUAGUUUAGAAGAGAGAAUCAAGCCCCGUUUUGCUAUUAUGACUGAUAAAGGUGUAAGGUUGUUACUGAACCAGUUGUUGUCACUGUCAGAGGAUUCUUUCAAUAAGGCUUUGAAGAGAAAAUUGAAGAAAUUAUUAGAUAAUUAGCCACAGGCGAAGUCUCUGUGGAGAUUUUAGCAUUUAAAUUUCAAGUACAUUUGAGCCAAAAGUCAUGGUUUUUACUAGGUGUGAGGAUAACAGUGUUCCUAUUAUGUUUCUACAAAGUUGUCUCAAUGGAUGCUAGGGCAAUUUGUUUCCUCUCCUCUUGAGGAAUCUUAUUAGUCAGUAGACAUCUCCUAUGACUGAUGUACAACUACUGUAUAGACUAAAGUAAUCGGAAAUAUUGGUAGAAUAGCUUUUAGGCGAUGUAUUUUAUCUGUAUUUUGUACUCGAGGUUCGUGGUGAUUAUAGGCCUUUAGAAUAUGAUCCAAGUUUUGUUGACAGAAUUUAUUUGUAGUCAUCCAGGUUCUUUAGCAAAGUGAUUAAGUGAUUUCUCAGUCUUGGGAGAUCAGCACUAUUUGUGAGGACAUAUGGCUUUCAACAGAUACUUUGCAUAAGCUCUGUAUUCAUUAUUCUUAGACAAUGGAACACCUCAUAACUGUUUAGUGCA